CCUGUAUUUCGGUACGAUCGUCCAUCCGAUCGUCAACGUGCUCAGUCACCAAAAUGCAACCCUUCCUAGCGGCCGUACUGCGGCUGCUCGUCGGUCUACUCAAGACCUGGCUGUAUCGUGUUUGGCUCGGACUACGGCCACCUACUUCCAACGACUGCUGUACCGUUACGCUCGGCCCGGGUAAGGUGCGUGGCCUUACACAAGUGACGACCGGCGGUACCCGCUACCAUGCGUUCAAGGGCAUUCCCUAUGCCGUGCCUCCGCUUGGUGAUCGACGGUUUCAGCCCGCAGUUCCGCUGGAAUCGUUUCAAACGCCUGUGUUGGAGUGUUUUGUUGAGCGUAGCAAGUGUUUGCAGUACGAUCAACUGCUCAAUGUGUUGGUCGGUUCGGAAGAUGGGCUGUUUCUUAAUGUGUACACACCGGCCCUGACCGGGAAUGACUCUUGUGGGCUGCUUCCCGUGAUGGUGUACAUCCACGGUGGUGGAUUCCUCAGCGGCAGUGGUGAUGCGUUCCUGUACGAUCCGGUGCACUUUAUGGAGCAGCGCGUAGUGAUCGUUACGUUCAACUAUCGGCUUGGACCACUUGGAUUUCUUUCCCUGCCUGAGGCAGGCAUUGAGGGUAAUGCGGGACUGAAGGAUCAGUUGCUAGUGUUGCAGUGGGUCCGGAACAAUAUCGGCCAGUUCGGAGGUGAUCCGGAUAAUGUUACGCUGUUUGGCGAGAGUGCAGGAGCUAAGGCGGCCUAUCUGCAUUACCUUUCUCCGGUUUCUAGGAAAUAUUUCCAUCGAGUGAUCUGUCAAAGUGGAGUCGCUUGUUCCGACUUGGCAUUUCAAGUCGAACCAAGCGAGAAAGCCCGCAAACUAGCGAAAUGUGUGGGUUAUGAAGGAUCAUCCGACCAAGAAGCGCUGGAUAUGCUCCUGAAAACACCUGCCAAAGAACUAUUCAAACACCAGCUCGCAACACUGACGGAUAGUGAACGUAACGAAGAACUCCAAUUUCCAUUCCGUCCAGUAAUAGAACGUCCUCACCCCGGUGCUAUCGUUCUCCAGCAUCCUCUCGACGCCUUACAGACAGAGCUCGAUCCACCCAUACCCCUCAUUACCGGCUGCAACAGUGGCGAAGGUAUGAUCGCACUCGCCAAAGCCCAGCACCAUCUUGCGGAGUAUAAUGCUCACCCGGAACGACUUCUGCCUCCAAUGUUACGCCUUCCCGCCAACGCAAACGAACUCGGCAAGAAGGUGAAACAAUUCUACUUCCAAACUCGUCCCAUCACCAGCGAUAUGCUCCCAGAGCUGAUGGACGUCCUGUCUGACAAUGAGUACGUUAUGGCCACGGUAACUGCUGCCGAGCUGGUGGCAAAGUUUCAACCGAAGGUGAAGCAUUACUGUUACUACUUCACGCACGACGGUCGGUGGGGAAAUUUGAAGCGAUUUCUGAAUAUGUACCAUCUGCUGGGUGUUUGCCAUGGGGAUGAUGUGUUCUACAUGUUUAGCUCGGCACUGAAUGCAACGCUACCCGGAGAUGCUGAUGAAGUUUGCGUUCGGCAAGCGUUCGUGAGGAUGUGGAGUAACUUUGCGCACCGGGGAGAUCCAACACCGGAUGAGGGUGAUCUUGCGGAGGGAUUAGUACGCUGGGAACCGGUUGAACCUUGCGCUGGAAAGAGUUACUUUAAACUGAGGUGUCUGCAGAUUGAUCGAAGCUUGAAGAUGGUAGCUAAUCCUUUCUUGAAGCGUAGUACAUUCUGGAGAGAGCUAUUCCGGACGUAUGGAUACGGUUCUAGGAAGCUGCCGGAGUGAGGUAGACAGUUGGAAUGAAGUUGGAAAGUGUUUAUCUCUAUUUGAUCUCGCAAGAGUUAGUCUCUGUACUAUAUAUUCCUAAUGGAGAUCGCGCUAUUAAGGCGAGGGAUCAUAUGUAUUACGAUUGCGUAUAUUUCUGAGCAAACUCAUAACAGUUUGUUAUUAAAUCAUAUUAUUUUUGUAAGCUAUUCAAUAAAAAUCUCAACAAUAGUAAUUCUGCAUAAAGUAA
Molecule: messenger RNA, 2022 nt
Organism: Anopheles gambiae (African malaria mosquito)
Lineage: Eukaryota; Metazoa; Arthropoda; Insecta; Diptera; Culicidae
Product: carboxylic ester hydrolase
Exons: 4
Coding region: 54-1793 (579 amino acids)
Molecular function (GO): hydrolase activity
Source: RefSeq, a predicted model, not a curated record